AAUUGUUGCUAAAGGAAAGAAAAUUAAAGAUGCAAUUAUUUUUGAAGAAAAGCUUAAACAAUUUAACAAAAUAAUGUUGGGAUACAUUGAUGUUUGUGUAAAUAGUGAUUCAUUACGUUGUAGCAAUAGAGUUUUGAAAUUGUAUAUUCAACGACGCAUGAAGCAUGAAAAAGAAGAAGAACAUUUGUACAUAUGUGAUGUAAAUAUAAUGAAUUCAGUGAUACGGAAGUUAGCUUACAAUGGAGAAAUACAAAAAAUUUUUACAUUAGCUCAUUUAAUACGUAAAAAUAAUAUUAAAUUGAAUCACCAAACUUAUGCACUUAUUUUGGAAUGUAUUUGUCGCAUGAAUUCUACAGACAAUGAAAAAUUGAAAUUGUUGAAAACAGUAAAAAAGGGAAUGCUGAUUGAUAAUAUAUCUCUGAAUGAUGUUAUUACCAAAUCCAUUUUUUUAAAUGAUCAAAAGUCAUAUGUUGAUAAAGCUGCUAAAUUACUUGAUCCUAAUUUCAUUCCAACUUACGAAUUCCCAGAUACUUCAUAUAAUUGUAAGCUUCUUCAAAAGUUUGAUGAGACUUCUGCCACACCAUCUAGUACAGUUGACAAUUUCACAAUAGAUGAACUUAAAAUACGCCUGGAGAAACAAAUUGAAGCCGAAAUUAAUGGUUUAGUUUCUGUAAAAAACAUUGCUUUGCAUAAGGAUCCAGAUCGAAACGUCUUAAAUAACCGAAAAAAAUUGGAAAGUUUGGAGGAAUCUUGGAGAGAAGCAGCUCUUGUGGCCUUCAAACGAAAUCUCGAAACAUUAAAAAGUCGUGAAAUGUUACAACGCGCUCAUAAAAUGAUGCUGUUUCCGUACUUAACGGUUUUGGAACCUGAAGCCUAUGUGAAAGCUCUUCUCACUGAAGUUCGUAAUUUAGGAAUGGGUUCAGAUAUGUUUAGUUUACCGUAUAAUUCACUGUGUCGUCAGCUUGGAGCACAAGUUUUUAAAAUGUACGAAGCUCGUGUGAAACAGGACACAGGCUUGAAUGACAAAAUGUCCGAUGUUUAUCUAAAAUAUUGCGAAUGGUUUUUGAAACGAGACGACAAGCUCAAUCAUCGAUCGAAAUGGACGAUUCUGGAACACGAAGCGAAUCAAACUGGUGUCACCUUGGGGUUUGAAGUACCAUCGUGGCAAUCUCACGUGCACGUGAAUGUUGGACGAUUUUUAUUCAACAUCAUAAUUAAUGAUUUAAAGAUCCAACGAAGUACGCAAGCGCAUUCUGAACCUGCAUUUUUAAAAAUUUAUAGAAAUAACGACGUGUUGGUCAAAGAAGAGAUAAAACCAAAUCCCCAAGUAUCUAAGUUGUACCGAGAGAGCCAGCCUGAAACUUUGACUUUCAACACUACACUGAUACCAUCUUUAUGUCCUCCUAAACCUUGGACUUCCGUGUUCUCAGGUGGGUUCAUCGUUUCACAAACCGACAUAGUCAGGCUGUCGCAUGUAGGGAACCAACAAUGGGAUAGACUGAUAACCGCUCCACCGAAACAACUUUAUCCUGCCCUCGAUAGUUUAAACCAAUUGUCUUCAAUUCCAUGGGCAGUAAAUACAGAUAUCCUCGAUGUAGCGAUUAAAGUAUUUCAGAAUAAUGGCUCGGUCCCGUUGAAAAUGCCUCAACAUCCUUCUGUGUUAGAGUCAAUUCCGGCAUUACCAAAGGAUAGCGAUCCAAGCGAAAGAAAAAAAAAUGAAAAAGCAAGGCAAGAUUUGAAGCAAAAGAAAAAUGAAAUGUAUUCACUUUGGUGCGAUGCUCUUUACAGACUGUCUCUUGCCAAUCAUUUCCGAAAUAAUGUAUUUUGGCUGCCACAUAAUAUGGACUUUCGUGGUCGUGUAUAUCCCGUGCCUCCACAUUUGAACCACCUGGGUUCGGAUCUUGCCCGAUCCAUGCUGGUAUUCGCUCUUAAAAAACCUCUUGGACCUAAAGGUCUCGACUGGUUAAAACUUCAUACCAUCAAUCUUACGGGUUUUAAAAAGAAAGAACCAAUAGCUGCUCGUUUAGCGUAUGCCGAUGAAAUAAUGGAUAAAAUUCUCGAUAGCGCUGAAAGACCUUUGGAUGGUGAAAUGUGGUGGUCUAAAUCAGAUGAGCCAUGGCAAACACUGGCUGCAUGCAUGGAAAUAUCGAAAGCUUUGAAAUCACCGAAUCCCGAAGAAUUUUUGUCGGGCUUUCCUAUUCAUCAGGAUGGAAGUUGCAACGGACUUCAACAUUACGCAGCUCUUGGUAGAGAUCGCAUUGGUGCUGUAAGCGUCAAUCUCUGCCCUUCCGAUAGGCCUCAAGAUGUUUACAAUAGCGUUGCAACGAUGGUGGACGAAAAAAGAAGAGAAGAUGCGGCUAACGGAAAUCAGAUUGCCAAAGUUCUCGAAGGCUUUGUUUCAAGAAAAACGAUUAAACAAACGGUCAUGACUACGGUCUACGGUGUCACGUGGUUUGGAGCAAAAUUACAAAUAGCGCGACGGCUCAAAGAAAAUGAUGCUUUUCCGCAACAGCAUUUGUGGCCAGCUUCGUCAUAUCUUGUACAGAAAACUUUUCUUUCUCUGCGAACAAUGUUCAAAAGUGCGCGGGAGAUUCAAGACUGGUUCACCGAAUGCGCCCGACUAAUUUGCUCGGUUCGCGAACAAAAUAUGGAAUGGGUCACUCCUUUAGGCUUACCAGUCGUCCAACCUUACAGUAAGAUUCAUCGAGUUACUAAAAAGAACGUAUGCCCAUCGUUCAGUCCCGAUAUAUACAGAAAGCCAAACGCAGUCAAACAAAAGAACGCCUUUGCACCAAAUUUUGUACAUUCGUUAGAUUCUAGUCAUAUGAUGCUUACCAGCAUAUACACCGAGCACGCUGGUAUUACUUACGUAUCGGUGCACGACUGCUACUGGACGCAUCCUAGUACCGUUGAAAUCAUGAACAAGAUAUGCCGAGAACAAUUCGUGGCAUUACACUCUCAACCUAUUUUGGACGACUUGUCGACAUUUUUCGUCGAAAAAUUUGCUUAUGUAAAUAUGGAUAACGAAUGUGUAGAAGCAGAUUCAACGAAUCGAAAAAAGAAGCACAAUCAUUUGCUUAAAGAAAAAUUGAACAACACUUUAACCAAAGUACCACAGCAGGGUGACCUCGAUCUCAAAGAAGUUUUAUCCUCAACGUAUUUCUUUAGUUAAAUAAUUUAAUAAAUGUUAUGUACAGUGUAAUUGUUGAUUGGUUGUUUUAAACUAGCUGUUGAAUUUUUAUAGCUUGAUAGAAAAGAAAAGAAAAGAAAAGAAAAGAAAAUACACAUUUAA
Trichogramma pretiosum is the source of this 3292-nucleotide messenger RNA. RefSeq names its product DNA-directed RNA polymerase, mitochondrial (gene mtRNApol). Gene Ontology annotation, biological process: mitochondrial transcription. Gene Ontology annotation, molecular function: mitochondrial promoter sequence-specific DNA binding; DNA-directed RNA polymerase activity. The record is from RefSeq and is a predicted model, not a curated record. The transcript is spliced from 9 exons. Bases 74 to 3172 code for a protein of 1032 amino acids. Gene Ontology annotation, cellular component: mitochondrial DNA-directed RNA polymerase complex. Lineage: Eukaryota; Metazoa; Arthropoda; Insecta; Hymenoptera; Trichogrammatidae.